Molecule: messenger RNA, 1348 nt
Organism: Microtus oregoni (creeping vole)
Lineage: Eukaryota; Metazoa; Chordata; Mammalia; Rodentia; Cricetidae
Gene: Ager
Product: advanced glycosylation end-product specific receptor
Exons: 11
Coding region: 8-1219 (403 amino acids)
Biological process (GO): regulation of inflammatory response; regulation of p38MAPK cascade
Cellular component (GO): plasma membrane
Molecular function (GO): signaling receptor activity
Source: RefSeq, a predicted model, not a curated record
AGGAAGCAUGAUGCCAGCAGGGACAGCAGCUGGAGCCUGCGUGCUGGUCCUUGUUCUGUGGGGAGUCGUAGUUGCUGGUCAGAACAUCACAGCCCGGAUUGGAGAGCCACUUGUCCUGAGCUGUAAGGGGGCCCCUAAGAAACCGCCCCAGCAGCUGGAAUGGAAACUGAACACAGGCCGGACCGAAGCUUGGAAGGUCCUGUCUCCCCAGGGAGGACCCUGGGACAGCGUGGCUCGAAUCCUCCCCAACGGUUCCCUCCUUCUUCCAGCUAUUGGAAUCAUGGAUGAGGGGACUUUCCGGUGCCGGGCAUUAAACAGGCACGGAAAGGAGGUCAAGUCCAACUACCGUGUCCGAGUCUACCAGAUUCCUGGGAAGCCAGAAAUUGUGGAUCCUGCCUCUGAACUCACAGCUGGUGUCCCUAAUAAGGUAGGGACCUGUGUGUCAGAGGGAAGCUACCCUGCAGGGACCCUUAGCUGGCACUUGGAUGGGAAACUUCUGACUCCUGAUGGCAAAGGAACAAUCGUGAAGAAAGAGACCACGAGACACCCCGAGACAGGGCUCUUCAUGCUGCAGUCAGAGCUGACAGUGACCCCAGCCCCAGGAGGAACCACCCAUCCUACCUUCUCUUGCAGUUUCAGCCUGGGCCUUCCCCGACGCAGGCCCUUGAACGCAACCCCCAUCAAGACCCAUGUCAGGGAGCUUGUGCCUCCAGAGGGGAUCCAGCUGUUGGUUGAACCAGAAGGUGGAACAGUCACUCCCGGUGGAACUGUGACCCUGACCUGUGUCAGCUCAGCUCAGCCCCCUCCUCAGAUCCACUGGAAAAAGGAUGGUACACCCCUGCCCCUUGCUUCCAACCCUGUGCUGCUCCUCUCUGAGGUGGGGCAUGAGGAUGAGGGGAUCUACAGUUGUGUGGCCACCCAUCCCAGCCACGAGCCUCAGGAGAGCCCCCCUGUCAGCAUCAGUAUCACAGAAACAGGCCAGGAGGGGCCGGCUGCAGGCUCUGUGGGUGGGGCUGGGCUGGGGACCCUAGCCCUGGCCCUGGGGAUCCUGGGAGGCCUGGGAAUGGCCACCUUGCUCGUUGGGGUCAUCCUGUGGCGAAAACGGCUACCCAGAGAGGAGAGGAAGGCCCCAGAAAAUGAGGAGGACGAGGAGGAACGCGCGGAGCUGAAUCAGUCAGAGGACGCCGAAACAGCAGAGAACAUGGCAGGGGGACCUUAGGAGAGCCCAGGCAGACUCUGUCCACCAGCUCCUUCGCCGCCCUCGUCCUCCCUCUCCCACGUACGAGCCCCAUUCCACCUCAUACACUUUCUUCUACAACCAGAGCCCACCUGACCCAUGCUGAGUAAA